AUGGGCGUGCGCGCCAGCACGCUGACAGGCCGCGCCGUCGUCGACCCUCGCCUCCUACACCUCACCAAAUGGAAGGAGAGGCAGGUCGACGACAUGCUGAUUGCGCACGAGCACGACCUGGGCGGGCGCUUCGCCCUCGGGCCGCGGCACGCGGCGGUUUUAUUGGGCAUGACGGACGACGAGGCCGCGCCGAUCUUCGAGCUCAUGGACACGGAUCAUAAUGACCUGGUGGAUGCCUUCGAACUCAUUGCGACGAUCGUGACCUUGAGCGGCUUGACGAUCCGACAGAAAAUUGAUGUGCUACACGCGUUGUUCGAUUUCUCGCGGACGGGCGAACUUACGGUAGAUGAGCUCACGAUCUUCUUCCGGUGCGUGUCGAGCGGCUGUAGUAAGGUCGACGGCAACGUCGUCGCGCCGACCGUCGCGGAAUUGGAGAAGACGGCGAAGUGGUGCUUCACGAAGGCGGACCGAUCUUUGUCCAUGGAGCUCGCGAAGCGGGAAUUCGACGAAUUUGUGUUUACGGACCCGCGGAUCUUGCACUUCCUCGAGUACUUCUCGGGGGACACGCGGCAGGUGCCUCUGUUAACAGGGGCGAAGUGGACCGAUAAGGGUUGGCGGCUCUUCGCGGACGCCGGCUCGCCAUUAAAGGGCAUGCCCUUCGAGGGCGAGUCCUUGCAUAGUAAGAGGCCCGACGAGUGCCUGGAGCUGUCUCCUGCACUCUUCGGGGGGACUAGACUGGGCCUCAUCCGGCCGGGCCUCGUCCAGGACCGGGGUUUCUUGGGCGCCGUCGCCAUCUUGUCGACGGCGCCAAAGCUGAUCAAAAACCUCUUCGUGCCGACGGGCCAGGAGGACCCCCACGGGCGCUUCGCGCUGCGGUUUAUUAUAGGCGGGCGCGAGCGCGUCGUCUGCGUCGACGACCGCCUCGCGUGCUCGUCGCUGAACCGGCCCCUCCUCGCGCGGACGGAGGACCCGGCCGAGAGUCUCUGGCUGCCCCUGCUCGAGAAGGCCUUUUUCAAGCUGCGGGGCUCGGCCGACGCGGCCGCGGCCGCGUCGACGCUCGACUGCCUGCGGGCGCUGACGGGCGACGCCUGGGAGGAAUUUGCGGAGCUCCCGGGCGACGCGACGGCGCUCUGGGACCUCCUCAAGGCCUGGACGGCGCGGGGGCGCGCGGGCCUCGCCGCGACGCCGCGGGGCGGGCGGCCGCGCGGCUGCGGCGUCGUCGCCGGGCGCGCCUACGGCGUCCUGAAGGUCGUCGAGGCGGGGCCGAAGCGCGUGCGUCUGGUCCAGUUUUGUCGGGGCUGGGCGGGGCCGCGGCCCGGCGGGCGAUGGUCUUUGGACGACGAAAGGUGGGACGACCCGGUGGUCGCGAAGGAGUGCGGCUUCCGCGCCAAGGACGAGGCCGUCUUCUGGUUGGAGUUGGAUGAAGUGCAACAAGUGUUCGACUGCGGCUGGUCCUGCAAGCUCUACGACCCGGAAAUGUGGACGACGCAGCGGCGCGCGGCGGCGUUCCCCGAUCAAGGGGGCGGCUGCCUCAACCAGACGACCUGGGUCGCGAACCCGCAGUUCUUCCUGGACCUGCCCCACAAGACGCCGGUCCAGCUCACGCUCACGCAGAACGGCACUCAUGCGAUCGGCCUGUGCGUCGUCCGGCAGGACCGCGGCGACGACGGCGCCGCCGUCGAGAAGGUCGUGGACGUCAAGCAGGACCGCGUCGUGGGCCUGACGGAGCGCUUCGUGAAAGGUCCCGCCGUGGACAUGUACCUCGACGAUUUAGAUGUAGGCGCCUACGCGAUCAUCCCGAUGACGCUGUCUCCGGUCGCGGGCACGGGCGGCGCCGUGGCCGUGUCGACGCGCGCGCGGACGCCGCACACGCUGCGGGGCGAGGAGGAGAUCCUGGCGCGGGCCGUGAGCGACGAGGGCACGAGCUCGCACGACACGAUUUUACUGGAGGCGCCGCCGGCGCCCGCGCUCCUGGCCGGCGGCGACCAGGAAGCCCAGAGCGUGGCGGCGCUCUACGGGCUCAUCGGCGACCUCUGGGUCGAGGCCUUCGGGCUGCAGCUGCGCCGCGACGCGCUCCUCGGCCGCUACAAGAAGCUCUACCGCGCGAAGUGGGAGCAGGCGCAGCGGCGGCUCGCCGCGGGGUAAGUACACGAAUUAAA
Molecule: messenger RNA, 2159 nt
Organism: Pelagomonas calceolata
Lineage: Eukaryota; Pelagophyceae; Pelagomonadales; Pelagomonadaceae
Source: the annotation of a GenBank genome assembly